ACAGAAUUGCCCCACCUGGGAUGCCAAGGUGGACAGUUGGCACAAAUGUUGUUGUCGAGUGUACUGGAUAUGGUUUUGGAGGGAGUCGCUGUGAGACGCCAAACAGUCGAACAGUUGAUGCAAGAGACGGGAUGCAGCCUGGAACAUCCGUCUGCCACCAAAUUCCGCAACCAUGUGACGGAGGGUGACUGGGAAAAGGCUGAAGCUGACCUCACCGAACUCAAGUCCUUGGUGCACUUGCCUCAAGCCAUUGUGCGCAUGAAGUUCCUGCUGCUGGAGCAGAAAUACCUGGAAUUUUUGGAUGAUGGGAAGGUGCUUGAAGCUCUGCAGGUGCUCCGCUUCGAGCUGACUCCACUGAAGUACAACACAGACCGUAUCCACGCUCUGAGCGGAUACCUGAUGUGUAGUGACGCAGAAGAUCUUCGAGCGAAGGCAGAAUGGGAGGGAAAGGGCAGCUUGUCACGUACCAAACUCCUCGAUAAACUUCACACGUACCUGCCGCCGUCUGUGAUGCUACCUCCCCGGCGUCUGCAGACCCUGCUCAGACAAGCGGUGGAAUUACAGAGGGACCGGUGCCUCUACCACAACACCAAGGCUGAUACCAACCUGGACUCCGUCUCGCUGCUCAUGGACCAUGCCUGCAGCAGAAGGCAGUUUCCCUGUUACACUCGCCAGAUCCUCACUGAGCACUGCAAUGAAGUGUGGUUCUGCAAAUUCUCCAACGACAGCACCAAGCUGGCGACGGGAUCAAAAGACAACGCAGUCAUCAUUUGGCAGGUCGAUCCUGAAACACAUCAGUUGAAGUUACUGAAGACAUUGGAAGGUCACACGUACGGCGUUUCCUAUCUGGUCUGGAGCCCGGAUGACACUUAUUUAAUCGCCUGUGGUCCUGAUGAUUGCUCUGAGCUCUGGCUUUGGCAUGUGCAGACAGGGGAGCUGAGGACCAAAAUGAGCCAGUCACACGAAGACAGCCUGACGUGCGCGGCGUGGAACCCGGAUGGCAAGCGGUUUGUGACGGGAGGACAGCGCGGGCAGUUCUACCAGUGUGACCUGGAUGGCAAUGUGCUGGACUCGUGGGAGGGGGUGCGUGUACAGUGCCUGUGGUGCCUGAACGAUGGCAAGACGAUCCUGGCCUCCGAUACCCACCAGCGGAUACGAGGCUACAACUUCGAGGAGCUGACUGACCGCAACAUUGUGCAAGAGGACCAUCCUGUCAUGUCUUUUACGGUUUCCAGAAACGGACGGUUAGCCUUGCUCAAUGUCGCUACACAGGGGGUUCAUCUCUGGGAUUUGCAAGACCGGGUCUUACUGCAGAAGUACCAGGGCGUCACCCAGGGUUUCUACACCAUUCAUUCUUGUCUCGGAGGCAUGAGUGAGGAUUUCAUAGCGAGUGGGAGUGAGGACCACAAAGUUUAUAUCUGGCACAGAAAGAGCGAGCUUCCUGUGGCAGAACUGACAGGGCACACACGCACGGUUAACUGUGUCAGCUGGAACCCACAGAUACCCUCGAUGCUGGCCAGCGCCUCUGAUGAUGGCACGGUUCGGAUAUGGGGACCAGCUCCCAGCCUCGACGGGGAUGAUCCGGAAGGAUGCAGCAGCAGCAACAACAGUCCCGCCGACAGCUGACCCCUGCCGUCAGGCACCGGUUAACUCUUUCUCGCUGUGCCCGCCCGUGUCUCCGCCAGCAGCUCCAUUGGGCGGGCCCCACCAUCUGACGGACAGAGAAAAGGCAGCAGCGGUCCGCGAUGCUUCCUCGCCCUCCCCUCUCCCCUCGCUUCUCCUCUUCACCCACGUCCAUAUCCACAUCACCCGCCAGCAACCACUUCCUCCUGCACAUGGGGGGGCUGAGUGGA
Messenger RNA from Stegostoma tigrinum, 1853 nucleotides. Its product is annotated as WD repeat-containing protein 26-like. Bases 46 to 1626 code for a protein of 526 amino acids. The transcript has 14 exons. The record is from RefSeq and is a predicted model, not a curated record. NCBI's taxonomy places the organism in Eukaryota, Metazoa, Chordata, Chondrichthyes, Orectolobiformes, Stegostomatidae. Gene Ontology annotation, cellular component: GID complex. Gene Ontology annotation, biological process: proteasome-mediated ubiquitin-dependent protein catabolic process. Gene Ontology annotation, molecular function: protein binding.